Lotus japonicus is the source of this 1250-nucleotide messenger RNA. Its product is annotated as protein POST-ILLUMINATION CHLOROPHYLL FLUORESCENCE INCREASE, chloroplastic. The record is from RefSeq and is a predicted model, not a curated record. The transcript has 8 exons. Bases 161 to 991 code for a protein of 276 amino acids. Gene Ontology annotation, biological process: chlororespiration. Gene Ontology annotation, cellular component: thylakoid; chloroplast stroma. NCBI's taxonomy places the organism in Eukaryota, Viridiplantae, Streptophyta, Magnoliopsida, Fabales, Fabaceae.
UUGCCACUCAUCACUGAAAAUAUCAUUUAUCUCUUUGCCAUUAUAUCUAUGGACGGACUCGUUCAGUUGUUGGAAUGUACGACUCUUCUGAUCUCCUCUUCUUUUCAGUGCCUCCUUCCAAUCCAAUAACAAGCAGGCACCAAAAUAGUGUGAUACAUAAAUGGCUGCAACGAACGCGUCAAUCUUUGCCUCUUCCACCACACAACCAUGCUUGCCUAUUAGAAUUCCAAACACGCUUGCCAGUACUUUUCUCAAUGUUUCACUACCAAGAUGUUACCUUGUGAAGGAAAGAAAUGUGAAAGUCACCCGAACAAUCAAUGCAGCUGUUGCAGUUGCAACAACUCCAGCUCAGGAAAUUGAAGAGUACAAGAUUCCUUCAUGGGCUAAUUUUGAGCUUGGGAAAGCUUCUGUCUACUGGAAAACCAUGAAUGGCCUCCCUCCUACUUCAGGAGAAAAACUAAAACUCUUCUAUAAUCCCACUUCAACUCAACUUGCUCCUAAUGAAGAAUUUGGAAUCGCUUUUAAUGGAGGGUUUAAUCAGCCAAUUAUGUGUGGUGGUGAGCCAAGGGCUAUGCUCAGAAAAGAUAGAGGCAAAGCUGAUGCUCCGAUAUAUAGCAUUCAAAUAUGCGUUCCUAAACAUGCUCUGAACUUGAUCUUCUCCUUCACAAAUGGAGUAGACUGGGAUGGUCCUUAUAGACUACAGUUCCAAGUUCCCAAGGUUCUUCAGAACAAGCCUAUUGAAUUCUUUAAUGAGGGUUUGGCAGAGGAACUGGGCAAAGAAGGAGCAUGUGAGCAAGCAAUCUUUCCAGACUCAAAUAAAGUUAUAACCAAAUGUGCCAUGCUUGGCAAUUUAACAGUAGAAGGGGGUGAUCGCUGCGAUCUGAAUCUUGUUGAAGGGUGCACAGAUCCUAGUUCACACCUCUACAACCCACUAGCCAAUGUAGAUGAUGGAACAUGUCCACUUGACCUGGAUUCUGACUCUGAAGCCUAGAGUUAUAUUUUACAUGAAUGUUCAUCUCGAUUAUACUUAUACAUGUUGGUUUGAAGUCCAAGGGGCAUUGUAAAUUCGACAGGCAAUAGUUGUCCCCUGCUAUAGUAUAGAAAAACCUAUGGCUCCCUCUGCUGUAUUUCUCUAUAAGAAUGUGUUUCAAACUUGAAGCUGGUUUUAUCUCAUUUGAGGGAAGUACAUACUAUUUGCCAAGCUACAAUUAAGAUACUUGUUUAUAAAUACAGAUUUUGUUUCAUGGUAA